AUUUGUUCAAGUAAUUUUUUGCUUUCAGUAAAGUUUAAUUGAAACUAUAAAAUAUUUUAAUAAACCCGAUUUAAUGUUAUAUGUUUAGCAAAUAGUGUUAGAAUGGCACAUUUGCAAUAUUUGCCUGGAGAUCCACGUUUAGUUGAUCAAUUAGUAUAUGAACUUAAAUCUAAAGGGAUUUUCGACCAGUUUCGUAAGGAUUGUAUAGCAGAUGUUGAUACAAGACCGGCAUAUCAAAAUCUACGUCAGCGGGUGGAGAACUCAGUCACAACAUUCCUCUCUAAGCAGUGCUGGCAACCGGAUUUGAACAAGAAUCAACUGAGAGAGAAACUAAGGAAACACAUCUUGGAUGGCAAUUAUCUUGAACAAGGAGUUGAACGUAUAGUCGAUCAAGUUGUGAAUCCCAAAGUUGCGUCAGUAUUUAUACCUCAAGUUGAAGAUCUCGUCUACAAUUACUUGGGUAUCACAAGAAAAAAAACUGUCAAUAAUGCUGAAACUACCAAUGAUAAAACGGAACAUCUACUUCCGACUGACUUAGAAGCAGUGAGCCCAGGUUCAGUUAAAAGUAAUGAUGACAAAAAUGAGGCCAUGGAAGUGGACACUAAUGUCUCAGUUACAAAUGAUAUGGAGGACGAUAAAAAUAUUAAACCUGAAGUAAAAGAUCAAGUUAAAACAGAGACAAAUCAUAUUGAUUCAAAAACUGAACCUCAAGAGGAAUCUGUAAGCGAAUUAACAUCAAACGAAUCUAGCAGUAUCGAUAAAAGUUCUAUUCCAUUACCGUCUGAAGAAAUUAAAUUGGAAAAUAUACCACCUCCUGAAAAUAGUCCGCCUAAAAAGGUGGAAUUGGAAAAAAUAGAAUUACCGAAAGAAAUUAAUUAUUCCACAGAUAUACCAUUACCAGAUGAGAUACCGAAAGACGAAAAAGACUAUUUUAAAGCUAUUAAUAGUGAUGAUGACGAUUCCAGUUCUGAUUCUUCUUUGCGACGAAACAUGUCUCCUUUAACACCAAUAAGAAACUUCAAUAAUGAAAACUCCUGCGAUGCACAACAAGCUUUUGAUAACGAUUCACUAGAUGGUAAAAACGAAGAUAAAAAAGAACCAAGCUCAUUCCGAUUUACUAUUGAAGCAACAGAAAACUGUACAGAUUCAGAAAAAACUAAAAAACCAACAGAUCAACUUAACUUGGCUUAUCAGUUCAAUAACCAAGUGAAUAUAAAUUCAUUUAACACUCCCAUGUAUGACGAUAGUUCUAAUAGUAAUCUUUUACAAAUCGACUACGAAAGCGAUGCUAAUAGUAAAGUUAAUUCAGAACAGAAGCCUUCUGAAGCUGAGGUAUCAGAAGAUUUAAAGAAAGAAAGAAAAAGUGAUGACAAAAAAAGCAGUCAUAAAAGUUCACAUAGAUCCAGAGAUUCUAAUAAGCAUUCCAGUAAGGAUAGACGAUCUGAUUCCAAACAUUCGACAUCUCGGGACAGUAGCAGACAUGAGAAGAAAUCGAAAGAUGACAGCAAAUCAAAGUCCAGUUACAAAGAUAGCUCAAGAGACAAAACUGACAAAAAGGAUAGUAAAGAUUCGUCUAGACAUUCACAUAAAAGCUCUAGCAAUAAAGAUUCCAAAUAUAAAAGUUCAAGUUCGAGUCAAAGAAAUUCCGGUAAAAGUUCCGAUGUGAAACGAUCGAGUCACAGAGAUAAAUCGGAUAGAAGUUCCGAUAAAUCGUCUAAAGAUAAAUCUAGGGAUUCAAAAUCGUCUCGCUCAGAUAAAGAUAGAAAGAAUAGUAAGAGUAAACACGAUGAAAAAGACAAAGAAAAGAAAGAGAAGAAAGAUUCUGAUGAUCAUUAUAGUGUAUCAGGACGUGGUAAUCCUAAUCGGAGAUCUACAGAUAGAGAUUCUAACGAUGGUAGUUCAUCGUCCAAAGGAUCACAUAACCCUUCCAGUGGUAAAUCAUCUGAAAGCAAAAAGGACGCAAAAAGUGGUAGUUCAAAAUCAGAUAAUAUGUCAACAAGCAGCGAAGGUCGAAGUCCCAACGAUAGAGAGUUAACAUUACAAGAGAAAGAGAAAGAAGUAAUUGAUAUGUUACAACCAAAACCAAUCGUUAGACUUGAAACACAUUUAGAAACACCAAUAGCGUCUCCACCUCGCCUUUUAGUUCCCGAAGUACAAAUUAAAAAACCUAAAUUCGCAAAUAACUUAGAAGAGGCUAAAAAACUUAUGAAAAUGCGUAAAUAUUUAGAUGAGGAACAGAAAAGGAUGAAUCAAGAGGCUGCUUUGCUUUUAGAAUUCCAAGCGAAUGUAAGACCUAGUCUUAGUCAAAUUUAUUCCAGUAUUCCUGGACCCGAAUUAGAAUUCGCUUGCGUAACGAACACUAUUGUUCACACCGAACAAAUAAGGCUGAAUAAUGAUGGACAUAAUACAACCACUUUUAUAACUGAUCAAAAUUAUCCAGAAGAUGAAGGUUUCUCUGAUCAUGUAGAAGAUGAUGUUCCUUCUACAUUAACUGUUAAAGAAGUGGAAGAAUCUAUUGAAAUUAUUAACGAAGAAUUGAAUAAUAAAGCAAAAGCUCAUGCUACCGAAGAUAUUAUUAGUAAAGAAUCUUAUGAAUCGCCAAUAAUAGAAAACUUGACGCGACCUGGGUAUUCUCAAAAUGUUAAUCCAGAAAAUAUCGAUAUUAAAACCAAUAUCGAGAAUUCAGAUGUGUGUAAAGAAAACGUCUCCGUCAUUGAUAAUAAGGAAAAUACAGCAUAUUUCGAAGUAACCGUUAUCGCUGAAGAAGUGACCGAUGACGAAGGAAACCAACAAGAAGCAAAAAUAACAGAAGUUAACAAAAAUUUAAUCGAAGAGAAAGUUGAUUCGGAACAGAAUAAUUUUCAUUAUUUCGCUGAAACCGAGAAAUAUAACGCUGAACUUGAAAGGGAUAGAUUCAGUAAAUUCCUAAAAGACUACACAGUUUCAACAACUAAUAAAAUAUAUUUAAUCAACUGUGAUCCAUACGAAGAGAGUAUAGUCCGAGAGGUAUUAGAUAAUUUCGGGCAUUACGAAAUUGUGAACUACCAAAGGAAUGGUCAUUUAAAACUGCCGAAAUCUAAGAAUAUAGUGAAAAAUGUGAAUUUAUCUAAUGAAGUUUCUUUACCGGUCGAUAAAGAAAGUGAAAAUGAUAUUAAAUCGAUAACAGAAUCAGUCUUCAGUCCUGUCAAAUCUGAAUGUUCUUUUGAACUGUCGAAUGAUUACGAUGCUAAAUUAGAAGAGAUGGUCAAUAAGACAUCUCGCCAAGAAAUAAUGGAAAUUAUACUUGGCAGUGUUAUAGCUGACUCUCCAUCUAAAAUGCCUAAAAUAGAUUAUUUAACCGAUUCUAAUAUUGAAGGUGGGAGUGAAAAUUUGAAAAGAAAGCAUGAUAUGGAAACAGUUAACAGGCCAGUUUUAGCUAAAAUGAGAAGGUUGAGUAUACCUGACCAAAUAUCAUCUACUACUGAAGACACAGAUGAAAGGUCUAACAACAAUUUGCCUCAGUCGGUAAAGUCUAAGUUCCUCGGCAGGGCACGGAGAGUAGGGCUACCUAGGCCGAGGAAGGAUCUUCCAAAUAGUCCAUCAAGUGAUAAAUCAGUAGAAAAUUACGAACAGAAUACAGAAAGUCCCGCGCCAAAUGGCAAGGUAAAGACAACUCCUCGCUCCAAAGUGCAGAGAUAUGACACCUCAGAUUUAUACAAACCUAAGUUACAUUACUUAUCAAGAAGGAAUAAUAUAAGUUAAGUUGAAAAUGUUAGGGUAUUUGACUGUUAUAUACAUAUAAAUAUGGUUUAUUGUGUUUUUUUAACGAAAAUUGGCUGACAGGUGACAUAAUUUUGUUUGUGGGAAUUUUUUAAUGAACUUUUAAAAUAAAAUCUUGUAAACGUACAAAUGGGCAAUUGUAAUUUUUGUGAAUAACGGAAUACAUGCCAGUAGACACACUUAUGCCAGCAUACAAGUAGCUGGCACGAUAUUUGAUUUUAUGACAGCUACGUGCUAUGAGGGAAGGAUUGAGAAGUGUUUUCUCGGAGUUAGACUCGUUGAAAAGAAUAUUUCCUGUAAUUGGUACACCGCAAAAGGCUUUGAUUGUACAAUUUGAAAAAUAAUAAUAAGAGAAAGGUAGUGUUUCCAAGUUUUAAUGUAAAAUUGUAUUAUUUGUUUACAAUAAUUUUUUCUUUCAUUUGGAAUGAAGGGUUUUUAAGGAUACUGUAAUAGUUUUUUUCUUUUUUUUUCCUUAUUUCAUGUAUUUCCAAUUGAAUUGGUAGAUUUCUAAAACACUUAUAUUCAAAUUUCCUAUAUUUUAAAGUUAAAAUCAUUUGCUUGUACAUGUAUUAUUGUUUUUUUUUCUAAUUUUUUUUUUAAUUCAAGAGCAUGGAACAAGGCUAAAUUAAAUGAAAACUUUUCUGAUAAAUUAUUUUCAACGAAUAUAUGCACCGAAUUUAGACCUCGCAUUUGGAAUAGAUUUAAUGCCACACUUUAGUCUGUGAUUUUUCUUUUAUAAAAAAAAUUAAUUGUUUAUGGUUUGAAACGAAAUGGAUUUCUAGUGUAUUUAAAUAUGUUAAAAUGUAUAUUAUAAGUUUUGUAACGGUUUAGGAAACAAAUUUUGUUUUUAAGUCAAAUACCCUAAAAUGUGUGUUUGUGUAAGGGACAAGAAAUUUUCCAUUCUAAAUUAUUGUCUAUGAUAUUCUUAGCUUGGGUUGCCAGUUUUUUGUUUCUGUAUUUUUAAAAUUAAUUAGAAGAUUUUAAAUAUAUGAAGUAGAAAAAAAAACGAGCAAAUAAAAAAAAACUUUGGAUUAUAUUGGUUUAAUUGCACAGUUUAAAUUAUCGACUUUAUGAAUAAGUUGUAUUUUUUCUUGUUUUAAUAAUAAUGACGAUUUUAAAUGUGAAACUUAGGGCCUUUCCCACUACUGGCUGAUAGAAGCACAGACAGCUUAAAAGUAACGUCACUGUCUACCAAAAUCCGAUAUUUCCAUCACAUUUUUUUACGUUGGAUGUUAUCUAACAAUUUACAAGAAUUGUGGGACAGGCUCUAAAUGAAAUAAGAAUCCAUUCACACAUGAAGUGUAGAUGAGAUUUUAAUCGCGAAAAUUUUUGUUAUUGUAAUAAGGCUGAAUUUUAUUUGACACGUUUUUACUCUUGCUUAUGACAAGAUUUGCAAAAUAAACUUAAACCAUGUUUCAAUAGAGUAAAUACAAUUUAAGAAUAUUAAGAUCUACUCUGCUCUAUAUCCCAGUCUGAAUGGACCCUAGUAAUGUAUUUUUUUUAUUAUGGCAACCUUAGUAAAUUAUAGUAUUAGUACAUUUCAACUGCCAUUGAAGUGAAAUAUGAAAAGAUUGUGAUUUCUCUAAGGUUUUAUAGAUUUAUAAUUAUUGUACUAACAGUAGGACUCCAUUGCAUUAACAUUUAAGAAGCAUAUCUAAGUGUUAACGCAAUGUAGUUCUACACUAAUAUAGCGUUAGGUGCUGUUCGUGUCGUUUGAUAUAGUUAAUAUAAGAUUCAAUUAUUACAAUUUUAUUAAAAUAGGUUUUAUUUUAUCGUUAAAUUACGAAAUACAAAAACCAACGUUAGCGUCAAAUUAUUAAGCAAGGUUCAUUUUCUUGAAUAAGGCGCAGGUCGCAAAUGAAUUUAAAAAAAAAACGAUCACUACUCAAUACAUUUAGUUGUAUUCUUGUGCAGAGGUUUGCCGAUGGCGAUGACGUCAUUUUAACUUUAGUACUGACGUGCGCGGGACGCGGUCGGUGAUGGGAGCCAUCGACAAAUCUGCGAGAUUACCACUUUUACUGAUGCCUUUUUGGUUCAUAUUUACCUUUUGCUCUCUUGAUAUUAAAACUAAUGACAGACCCACAUUCGAAGAUACGAAUUCAUAGGCAUUACCUUUGAAGAGGACAAAAAAGGUCUUUUUAGGCUUACGCUUCAAAAUUGUCCUGUUAUGUCAUUGUGUCCUGAUUAAAAGACCUCGUUAGUGUUUUUUUAUUGUGGGCAUAUUAUAGUUAUAAUGCUAAUAAUCUCUUGGGCAAAUUAAAAGCAAAUUUUGAUUUUUUAGGCAAAUUAACUGCAAAAAAGGACAAUGUUUUUUCUUCCUUGCUUCAGAUGCUAAAUACCUGAUUUCUAUAGACUAAGCAAUAUCCGAUAUCUCGAUAAUUUGUAAUAAAUCGCAUAUUUCCUAUGUUACGGACAUCUUAGCUGCAGUCUCUGUAUGUUUUUUUAUUGUCUAUAUUUUAACUAGGUAUCUUAUCGCAACUAUAUUCAUAAAAAUAAUUUACGUAAAAUGUAUGUUUGAAGUUUGGCAUGUUUACAGAAGAUUUGAAAUGAGAAAACUAUUUAACUACGUUGUUGUUUAUGAUUCCAAAAAUCAAACAAUAAAAUGGGACCCACCUCCAAGCACCACC
Papilio polytes (common Mormon) is the source of this 6386-nucleotide messenger RNA. It is a transcript of the gene PNUTS, whose product is annotated as biorientation of chromosomes in cell division protein 1-like 1. NCBI's taxonomy places the organism in Eukaryota, Metazoa, Arthropoda, Insecta, Lepidoptera, Papilionidae. The transcript is spliced from 5 exons. The coding region runs from base 103 to 3741 and encodes 1212 amino acids. The record is from RefSeq and is a predicted model, not a curated record.